AUGAAGCUCAAGGACCCGCUGCCAGCAACCGAGCAAUCAGUCGUAGUCUACAGCCUACCAUGCAAAAACUGCGAGGCGAGGUAUUUUGGAGAGACUGGCAGACGCCUGGGCACAAGAUUGCACGAACAACAACUUGCAAUCAAUCGCAAGGACAAGUUGUCUUUAGUCUAUGGCCAUGUGCAGCAGAUUAACCGCAAAUUCGCCUUUGAGAAAGCGAGGGUGAUCGGCAGGGCCAAUGAGAAAGUGGCCAGGCUAUUCGGUGGAGGCGUGGAAUCUACAAUUAUCUAUGGUCCCACGAGCCCACUUCCCCGAUACGCCAGCGUGAAUGUGACGUUUCGGGGAUUUGGGAGGUCGUUCAACCUGUUGGAAGUUGGCUACCGUUCAGAAUUCGGAGGCAAGUUGCGGCAUGCUCUACUGAACGAACCAGAGGAAAUGCCAAGUGUGCACGAUGCCGCACCAUUUCCCUAUCAAGCGCAAAACUUCACCUUCUACUCAGGAUCAGAUCGUCGCUCCUCAGCAUUUGUGCGACUAUUUGGGCAUGAGGUCUUCCUCUCCAUGGACGCGGAUGAAGACUUCAAGGGCCUUUACCCUGCUAAGGCAAUGCAGUCGUCGCUGCUUGAAGUGGAUGAAAUCGUCAGCCUUCCGACGGUCGGUGGAUUGAGUUUGCAAGUUGCUAUGCUUGGUGUCUCCUCACAGAAACUGAAGUAUGACUUAAACUGGACGGGCGUGUUGAUAGACUUUGACGCCAGGUUAGCGCACUAUCGGAGCACUUUUUUGCAUAUAAUUCUUUCCCAAUAUGUACAUCAUUUCUAUAUUUCCCGACAAUAUUGCAGAAUGGAAUCGGGCUAUAUGCUGUCUUUGAUCAUAGGGCGCGUAGCCAUUACAGUUCUUGUAUAUAUUAUUUAUAUCGCGUAA
Molecule: messenger RNA, 915 nt
Organism: Dibothriocephalus latus
Lineage: Eukaryota; Metazoa; Platyhelminthes; Cestoda; Diphyllobothriidea; Diphyllobothriidae
Source: the annotation of a GenBank genome assembly